AUGCUUGCAGGUUUGGCAGGAUAUUCAGGAUUCAGGAGGAAUGCAUCGAAGGCCCGGAAGGCUGAUUUAAGGGCAAAGCAGGGUGCUGGCAGAAGGAGUUUGAGAGUGGCAGCAGAGGUUGAGUGGGACAAGCUCAGCUCAGAUGACAUUGAGACAUGGAUGGACAAUGGCAGUCCGCCAACACCACUCCUGGACACUGUGAACUUCCCUGUGCACCUGAAGAACUUCAACAUGGGGCAGUUGCGGCAGCUGUGCAAGGAGCUCCGGUCAGACAUUGUGCACACAGUGUCGAAAACCGGAGGGCACUUGGGGGCAUCAUUGGGUGUGGUGGAGCUCACAGUGGCAUUGCACUAUGUGAUGAACACUCCCGAUGACAAGAUUGUGUGGGAUGUGGGCCACCAGGCUUAUGGCCACAAGAUCUUGACGGGACGGCGAAGCAGGAUGCCCACCAUCCGCCAAACUGGUGGCCUCUCAGGGUUCACAAACCGCGCUGAGAGCGAGUACGACCCCUUUGGAGCUGGCCACUCGUCCACUUCCAUCUCAGCAGCUCUUGGAAUGGCAGUGGCUCGCGACUUCAAGGCAAGCACAACAUCUCACGACUCCAACAAGUAUCUGUGUGGUCGGAAGAACCACUGUGUGGCAGUGAUCGGCGAUGGCGCCAUCACAGGCGGCAUGGCAUACGAGGCCAUGAACCACGCGGGUUUCCUGGACAAGAACAUGAUCGUUGUCCUGAAUGACAACCAGCAGGUGUCGCUGCCCACGCAGUACAAUGGGAAGAAUCAGGACCCCGUGGGUGCGCUGUCAGGAGCGCUGGCCCGUUUGCAGGCCAACCGGCCCCUGCGCGAGCUGCGUGAGAUCGCCAAGGGCGUCACAAAGCAGCUGCCAGAGCCCAUCCAGGAAGCCACGGCAAAGAUUGAUGAGUAUGCGCGCGGCAUGAUCAGUGGGUCAGGCUCGACCCUAUUCGAGGAGCUGGGCCUGUACUACAUUGGUCCCAUUGACGGCCACAACCUGGAACUCCUCAUUACCAUGUUGCAAGAGGUGAAGUCGACAGAGACGGUGGGGCCUGUGCUGAUCCACAUCAUCACCGAGAAGGGCCACGGCUACGAGCCGGCAGUGCUCGCAUCGGACAAGAUGCAUGGCGUGGCAAAGUACGACAUCGCCACCGGAAAGCAGAGCAAGCCCAAGGCCAAGUCUGGCAGCUACACAAAUUACUUUGCGGACGCGCUGAUCGCGGAGGCUGAGCUGGACAGCCGCGUGGUGGGCAUCCACGCUGCCAUGGGCGGCGGCACUGGCAUGAACCGCUUCGAGCAGCGCUACCCCGAGCGCACCUUCGACGUCGGCAUCGCCGAGCAGCACGCAGUGACGUUUGCGGCGGGUCUGGCGGCGGAAGGCAUGAUCCCCAUGUGCGCCAUCUACUCCUCCUUCCUGCAGCGCGGCUACGACCAGAUCGUGCACGACGUGGCGCUGCAGAAGCUCCCCGUCCGCUUCGCCAUGGACCGCGCCGGCCUCGUGGGCGCCGACGGCGCCACCCACAGCGGCUUCGCUGACGUCACUUACAUGGGCGUCUUGCCCAACAUGAUCAUCAUGGCUCCCUCGAACGAGGCGGAGCUGUGCAAUGCAGUGGCAACUUCGGUGGCGAUUGACGACCAGCCGUCCUGCCUGCGCUUCCCGCGUGGCAACGGCCUGGGAGUGGACUUUGCCGCCUAUGGCGUGUCCGAGAAGCUGAAGGGAACCCCCUGGCAGAUCGGCAAGGGAGUGGUAAGGAAGGGCGGCAAGGACGUGGCCUUGGUGUGCUAUGGGACCAUGACCAACAACGGCCUGGCAGCCGCUGAGAUGCUGGAAAAGAGCGGCGUCACCGCCACCGUCGCAGACAUGCGGUUCUGCAAGCCGUUGGACAUGCCGCUGCUGCGGCAGAUGGCGCGCGAGCACCCGGUCAUGAUCACCGUUGAGGAGAACGGCAUCGGCGGCUUUGGCUCCCACGUGAUGCACAACCUGGCGCUGGAGGGUCUGCUGGACGGCAACCUCAAGUUUCGGCCCAUGACGCUGCCGGACCGAUUCAUCGAGCACGGCAGCCAGACCGACCAGCUGGCUGAGGCCGGCCUCUCCGCCUCCCACAUUGCCGCCACCGCGCUCACGCUGCUCGGCCGAAAGAAGGACAGCGUCGCUCUCCUCCAGAAUGGCUGGACUGCCCGCCUCUGA
Messenger RNA from Coccomyxa subellipsoidea C-169, 2199 nucleotides. Its product is annotated as 1-deoxy-D-xylulose 5-phosphate synthase. The record is from RefSeq and is a predicted model, not a curated record. Lineage: Eukaryota; Viridiplantae; Chlorophyta; Trebouxiophyceae; Coccomyxaceae. Gene Ontology annotation, molecular function: 1-deoxy-D-xylulose-5-phosphate synthase activity. Bases 1 to 2199 code for a protein of 732 amino acids. The transcript has 15 exons. Gene Ontology annotation, biological process: terpenoid biosynthetic process.